AUGUCGAUCGAGCAACACCCUACUCUUGAGAAGGAGAUCGGUACUGAGGCCGAGAGCAAUGGAGCUGCUCCCAUGAGGCACGAGAUGUCGGAGGAGGAAACUGCCAGAGCCGCGGCGCGCUUCGGAUAUGGUCCGAUGGCUCAUGUCAACACCGCCGAAGCCAACCUGCGUCCCUUCGGAGGAGAGUUCCAGCCUGGUCUUUACAAGUCGGUCGAAGGUCGCAAGUUCGCCAACCCAGCUCCCCUGGGUCUUUGCGCUUUCGCCCUCACCACUUUCGUCCUGAGCGCCAUCAACAUGGGAACUCGUGGUAUCUCUGCACCUAACAUUGUGGUUGGUCUGGCUUUCGGAUACGGUGGUCUCGUUCAGCUGCUUGCCGGCAUGUGGGAAAUGGCUGUCGGAAACACUUUUGGUGCCACUGCUUUGUCCUCUUAUGGUGGAUUCUGGAUCUCCUUCGCGAUCGUCUUGACUCCCGGUGGAUUCGACAUUGAGGGAGCGCUGAAGACAGCCGGCGGUAUCGAGGCGUUCUAUAACUCGAUGGGUCUAUUCCUGAUGGGCUGGUUCAUCUUCACCACCAUUAUGCUCUUCUGCACUCUGCGCUCCACUGUUGCCUUCUUCCUGCUGUUCUUUUUCCUGGACUUGACCUUCUUGCUCCUUGGUAUUGGAUACCUGCAACGCAACGUGAGCGACGAAGUCAACACCCCUAUCAUUAAGGCUGGUGGCUUCUUCGGCUUCUUGGCUGCUUUCGCUGCUUGGUACAACGCCUUGGCCGGUAUUGCCGACAGCAGUAACAGCUUCUUCAUCAUCCCUGUUGCCCACUUUCCCUGGUCUCCGACCGCUCGUUCUCGCCAGAAGACUGCUCGCGAGACUGUCUGA
Molecule: messenger RNA, 873 nt
Organism: Aspergillus homomorphus CBS 101889
Lineage: Eukaryota; Fungi; Ascomycota; Eurotiomycetes; Eurotiales; Aspergillaceae
Product: acetate uptake transporter family protein
Exons: 3
Coding region: 1-873 (290 amino acids)
Cellular component (GO): plasma membrane
Molecular function (GO): acetate transmembrane transporter activity
Source: RefSeq, a predicted model, not a curated record